Aspergillus ruber CBS 135680 is the source of this 1656-nucleotide messenger RNA. Its product is annotated as sugar porter family MFS transporter. The record is from RefSeq and is a predicted model, not a curated record. Gene Ontology annotation, molecular function: carbohydrate:proton symporter activity. Lineage: Eukaryota; Fungi; Ascomycota; Eurotiomycetes; Eurotiales; Aspergillaceae. Gene Ontology annotation, biological process: carbohydrate transport; transmembrane transport. Gene Ontology annotation, cellular component: membrane. Bases 1 to 1656 code for a protein of 551 amino acids. The transcript is spliced from 5 exons.
AUGGAUGAAAAGCAACUGGAGGCCAAAGAUAUUGACAAGGAAUCCCUGCACGGUUUCGCCCACCAUGCCGAGAAUGCAGCAGCCGACAGGGAGCCAUACGGUCCACCAGGCCUGCGCGGCCUGGUAGCCAACCCAUUCGUGUUCCUCUGCGCAGCAUGUUCAACACUAGGUGGUCUCGUGUUUGGUUACGACCAGGGUGUGGUGUCUGUUAUUCUAGUAAUGGAUCAAUUUCAAGAACAAUUUCCGCAGGUAGCCCCUGGGGCCCCUGGAGGUGGAUUCUGGAAAGGUCUGAUGACGGCGAUGAUCGAGUUGGGUGCUUUGGUCGGUGCACUGAACCAGGGUUGGAUUGCAGACAAGAUUUCUCGACGGUAUUCGAUUGUGGUUGCUGUUGUUGUGUUUACCAUUGGGUCGGUUCUGCAGACUGCUGCGAUGAAUUAUGCAAUGUUGACUGUUGCGCGAACGAUUGGUGGUAUUGGGAUUGGCAUGCUUUCCAUGGUUGCUCCGCUUUACAUUUCUGAGAUCAGUCCUCCCGAAUGCCGCGGUACGCUGCUAGUGAUGGAAGAAUUUUGCAUCGUAUUGGGAAUCGUUAUCGCAUACUGGAUCACGUACGGCACACGAUUUAUGGCAGGCGAAUGGUCCUGGAGACUUCCUUUCCUCCUGCAAAUGGUCCCUGGUUUUAUCCUGGUCGCCGGUGUGGCUCUGUUGCCGUUCUCUCCCAGAUGGCUUGCUUCCAAGGAACGAAACGACGAAACGCUGCAAAGCCUUGCGAAGCUGCGACGACUACCGCCGUCGGAUAAGCGCGUGCGACAGGAAUUCUUGGAUAUCCAGGCGGAAGUUCGUUUCCACAAGGAAAUGAGUGCGGAGAAACAUCCCGACCUUCAGGGCGGUGGGCUCAGAAAAGAAUUCUUCUUGGAAAUGGCGUCUUGGGCGGAUUGCUUUGGCAAGGGGUGCUGGCGCAGAACGCAUAUCGGUAUUGGAAUCAUGUUCUUUCAGCAGUUCAUCGGUGUCAACGCUCUAAUCUACUACUCACCAACGUUAUUCGAAACCAUGGGCCUUGACACAGACAUGCAGCUCCUCAUGUCCGGCAUCCUCAACGUCACGCAACUCGUGGGUGUAACCACCUCAAUCUGGAGCAUGGAUAGUCUCGGUCGUCGAUGGCUACUCCUAAGCGGCGCCGCGGUCAUGACAGCGUGCCAUGUUAUCAUCGCAGUCCUGGUUGGAAUGUACUCUGACAACUGGCCCGUCCACAAAGCCGAGGGCUGGGCCAGUGUGGCUUUGCUGCUUCUGUACAUGCUCGCGUUUGGGGCUUCUUGGGGGCCAGUACCGUGGGCGAUGCCAUCUGAGAUCUUCCCGUCGUCGCUCCGUGCCAAGGGUGUAUCCCUCUCGACUGUGUCGAACUGGCUCAACAACUUCAUCAUCGGUCUCAUUACCCCCCCACUAGUCCAAAACACCGGCUUUGGCGCAUACACCUUCUUCGCCGUAUUCUGCCUCCUCGCUUUUGUCUGGACAUUCUUCUUCGUCCCCGAAACCAAGGGUCGAUCGCUGGAACAAAUGGAUCACGUCUUCAAAGAUAAUUCGAGCGCCGCAGAACAAGACCGCCGCCGGGCCAUCGAAACCGAAUUGCUCCGAGCGGAGGCCCAUUGCCCGGAGCCAUAG